This is a messenger RNA of Octopus sinensis (East Asian common octopus), 1774 nucleotides long. Its product is annotated as zinc finger protein 239-like. Gene Ontology annotation, biological process: regulation of transcription by RNA polymerase II. The transcript has 4 exons. NCBI's taxonomy places the organism in Eukaryota, Metazoa, Mollusca, Cephalopoda, Octopoda, Octopodidae. Gene Ontology annotation, molecular function: DNA-binding transcription factor activity, RNA polymerase II-specific; RNA polymerase II cis-regulatory region sequence-specific DNA binding. The record is from RefSeq and is a predicted model, not a curated record. Gene Ontology annotation, cellular component: PcG protein complex; transcription regulator complex. The coding region runs from base 645 to 1703 and encodes 352 amino acids.
CAGCUUCCUGUUAUUGUUGUUGUUAUGGUUAUCGUAUGAUACUACUUCCUGUAAUCAUAUGACAAACGGGCUUUAUGUUGUCAUCAAGCUCUAAAGCACUUAAACGUCAACAGUUAUUCCUAAUUAACUUUAUUAAUCUUACCUGAUCCACCCAAUCUCUCAGCAACACCAUAGAACACUGUAUUUAUUGUAAUGUCUAUCUGACUGUGAAACACUCAACAAUGAAGAAAAAAACCUUAUGCUACAACAUCAAACAGAUCGAUACUCACAAUAAAGAAUCGGCUGGUUAAUCGAUAGCUGAAGUAUUUAAAUACACUUCAACGGAUGCUGAUCUGUUUGUUCCUUUACAACUUGUACCAGAAGAAUGCCGAUUCCAACAAAAAAUCUGCCACCAGUCAUUUAUAGAUGUUCUGUGUGUUUUAUCUCACAUAAUAUCUAAUUAAGCAUAUUCACAUUCAUUAAUGUAGAAACAGAAAUCUUUGGAGAGGAUCAUGUCAACAACAAGCAUAUUAGUUGUAAGCAGAAAAUAUGUCUACACUGCAUAUUAUCUGCUCAUGUAAACGGAAUCCCAUGAUAGCCAAAAUGAGAAAUUGAAUCAUGCUACAAACAUCUUUUGACUUAAAAAGAAUUCCUUAAAAAUUAAUAUGGGGGACACUUCUGACACAGCUAUAUAUACUAAUAUAGAUUCAGUUACACGGACAUACGAGAUUCAGAAAUCUUUAGGUAAGGAAGCAUUUACUAAACAAAGAUCAUUGCACAAAAAUAUUAUUGAAUAUCGGUGUGAGAUUUGUAGGAAAAUAUUCUCUUCAAAACAUGAAGUUUUAACACACAAAGAUACACACAAGAAGAAGAAGAAGAAGAGGAAAAUAUUUCAUUGUGAAAUAUGCAGGAAAAAUUUCAUUAAUAACAGUAAUUUAACAGCACAUAGAAGAGUCCAUACUGGAGAAAAACCGUUUCGUUGUGAGAUCUGUGGGAAAGGAUUUUGUGAUAAUUCUAGUCUUGUCGUUCACAACAGAAUCCAUACUGGAGAGAAACCUUAUCCCUGUGAAAUUUGUGAGAGAUCUUUUAUCUCUAACAGUAAGUUAACGACGCAUAGGCGAAUCCAUACUGGGGAGAAACCUUAUCGCUGUGAUGUGUGCGGGAAGGCCUUUGCGAUAAACAGUGUCUUGACAACACAUAGAAGAGUUCACACAGGGGAGAAACCAUUUCGUUGUGAGAUAUGUGGUAAAUCUUUCUCUGCUAAUUCUCAUCUUGUAGUACAUAGACGUUGUCACACCGGAGAAAGGCCAUAUCACUGUGAAAUUUGCGAGAAAGCAUUCGUUUCUAACAUUAAUUUGGCAACACAUACCAAAAGAGUUCACACUGGGGAAAAACCCUAUCAUUGUGAGAUAUGUGGGAAGUGUUUUGUCAGUAAUAGCGAUUUGAAAAGGCACAGAAGGGUACAUACGGGGGAGAAACCAUACCCUUGUGAAAUCUGUGGCAAGACUUUUUCUCUUAAUUCUCAUCUUGUUAUCCAUGUUCGUAGCCACACGGGAGAGAAACCAUUCCAAUGUGAAAUCUGUGGCAAAGCUUUCUCUUUAAAUUCGAAUCUUGUUAUUCACAUACGUAGUCACACUGGAGAGAGACCCUAUCGCUGUGAGAUCUGUGGCAAAGCAUUCGGUCAGAAUUCCUCCCUUAUAGUACAUAAACAAAUACACACAUGAACAAAACAUUACCAUUAUGGGAUGGAUAUGGGUCUUGGAAUUAUAAAGCUGCAAACUUAGAUACACUUAGA